Molecule: messenger RNA, 3347 nt
Organism: Anolis sagrei ordinatus
Lineage: Eukaryota; Metazoa; Chordata; Lepidosauria; Squamata; Anolidae
Gene: BUB1
Product: BUB1 mitotic checkpoint serine/threonine kinase
Biological process (GO): mitotic spindle assembly checkpoint signaling; meiotic sister chromatid cohesion, centromeric; protein phosphorylation
Cellular component (GO): nucleus
Molecular function (GO): protein kinase activity; ATP binding
Source: RefSeq, a predicted model, not a curated record
GCUGCGCGGGGUUUUUUGAAUUUCUUCCCUGGACGUUUCCUAGCAGUCAACGCGGCUGUUUAAUGGCGGAGAUGGACCUCUCAGCGCGAGCGCAGACUUUUGAAGCUUAUAUAGAGAAUUAUAAAGGCGAUGACCCACUGGAUCCUUGGUAUAGGUACUUUCAGUGGGUCGAAGGACUGUCAGAGGCAGAAGGAAGACAAAACUACCUGCCAAGUUUACUGGAGAAACUUGUGAAAACAUUUUUUAAUGAGAAUAGGUACCACCAUGACGCCAGAUUCAUCAACUGCUGUGUGAGAUUUGCCAACUGUAUUGACGAGCCAAGUCCGUAUUUUGACUAUAUUUACAGCCAAGGAAUUGGCAGCAAAUCCUCUGCUUUUUACAUUGCUUGGGCUGAGCAACUCGGCAUGCAAGGAAAUUUGUCUCAUGCAAGCACUGUUAUUCAGAAGGGGAUUCAGAAUGGAGCACAGCCAGCUGAGAAACUGCAGCAGCAAUACAGGCUUUUGCAGAGUCACUUGACCCAGAGCCAAAUUCCAAGCCAAGUUGGUGCCUUGCAGCCACUUAACCGUGAGCUGUCUAAUCGGAUGCCUUCUGAAUCUGAUCCAACCAGCAUCUGCCAGAAUAAGAAACCAUCUGAAUCAGAACCAGAGCCCAUCACUUGCAAGGGACAGGAAAACAGUUACCAACCUAAAUAUGUAACCACAAUUUCAAAAUCAGAAGUGGUACCAACACCUUCAUCCAGCACCCCCCUUGAACAGAAGCCCAUGUAUGCCAAGGACCUUCUGUAUUGCGAAGGCUCUGAACUGUGCUUUGAAGAAGUGAGAGCCAAAGCGCAUUUCAGAAGGGAAGAACGCUUGAAAAGGCAGAAGGAAUGGGAGGAUGAAGAGAAAGAGUUUUUGAAAAAGAAAGAAAAGGAACUCCUUGAGCUGCAAGAGUUACAGCUGAAAUUGAAUCAGCUCUCCCAGCAAAAAUCUUCAUCCCAGCAAACAGCGCCAGUGCCAUCUGUUCACCAGUCUUUUCUAAGCACUAAAGUGAAUAAGGAUGGCCCGUCCUCACAAAUCAGUGCACGUCAAUAUUGUCCAGACUGGGCAGCACCUUCCUCAGGAAGAUAUCCAGAGAAUCCUUUGAAUUUUGGGAAGGAGCACCAACGUAUAGCAGGAGAUGCAUCCAUUUUGCAGCCAAGUGAAAAUAGCCAUCGACAAUCAGUCUUCCAUAACAUAACAGAAGAAGGUGCUUCAGCUCUGAACCCUGCUGAAAACUGCCAACAGCGAUCAGGUUUCGGUGGGAUGUUGGAAGGAGCUUUUACUGGUCUCCAGUUGAAUGCAGAAAAACUCCCACAACAGUCGUUUUUUGAUGAGGCGUCGGCAGGAUAUCACUCAGUUCUGCAUCCUCACAAAAAUCUUCUGCACCAAUCCAUACUGGCUGCAACAUCGACCUCACAAGCCAAAGUUCAGCUUGGUCUUGAAGAUUGUGAGAACAGUUUCCAUAGACUCCAAGUCAGCUGUGACAGUUCGGUCCUGCCACCACAGAAAUGUGCUGUCGUCUCCCACAGUUUUCACAACAGCGAAGAGUACUUGAACAAUUCUCAUCAGAAGCUGCAGCAUUCCAUGGAAAUUAGAGCUUCAGGUAGUAGAGACUCUUCUGCAUUGUUUGAAAAUCGUCAGGCAACUCCAAACACAUCAAACUUGACACUGUCUAAAGUACUGCCAUCUCCAACUCUUCAUACAAAAGAAGCUCUGGGUUUCAUAAUGAAUGUGUUCCACGCACCUUCGAUAAGAGACAUCACUAUGCUUUCAGAAGAGGAAGAGCAAUUUGAGGCCUACUGUAGAAAUAAAGGACCAUGUGAGGCCCCCAAUGUCAAUAAAUCUACUGUGCCUGAUCCACCUGCUUUUACUAUUUUUGAAGAUGAUAAUGCCGGAGUCCCACAACCAUGUCCAAAGUCAACAGAAGCCAGAGUUUUGGGUGAACGUCCCAUAGUAGACUGUGCAGCCAAACCAGCAGAGGUAACUCAGCUACCUGAGGGCAUGACAGGUGACUUCACUGUGUGGGCAAAUCACUGCAAUAAAACCCUGGCUCCCAGUCCAAACAGCUCCAAGGAUUUUGCUCGUGCUGCUCAUCUUGCCUCAACACCAUUCAGUGGCUUUUCAGGACAUAUAGGCAAAGCGACUCAGGGAAGAGUAAUUGAAAACCCUUGGGAUGUGAGCUUAACCUGCCAGCUCCUAUCUUCAUUGCGCAAACCCAUAAAUGCCUAUUCCAAUACCUUUGAAUGGAGAUCGAAUGUUCCAGUUCUCAGACCGAAGACUGAAGUGAGAUUGGGUUCCAUGUCCUUCCAUGUUGAUUAUUUACUCGGGGAAGGAGCUUUUGCUCAAGUCUAUCAAGCUUCUGUUCUCGAUAUGGAUAACACAAAAAAUAAUCGUAAAGUAAUACUGAAGGUGCAGAAGCCUGCAAGUCCCUGGGAAUUCUACAUAGCUGCUCAGCUGACGGAGAGGCUGAAGCCAAGCCUGCGUCACCUGUUCAUCCACUUCUAUUCUGGUCAUUUCUUCCAUAAUGGAAGCAUUUUAGUUGGGGAACUUUACAGUUAUGGGACUUUGCUGAACACCAUAAACAUAUACAGAAGACUGACAGAGAGGGUGAUGCCCCAAGCACUCGUCGUCUACUUCACCAUCAAAAUCCUCCACAUGGUCGAAGAGCUUCACAAAUGUGGGAUAAUUCAUGGGGACAUUAAACCUGACAACUUUAUUUUUGGUGAAAGGUUUUUGGACAACGACACAUGUGACCUCGAUGGCACGUCUCAUGGCUUGGCAAUUAUUGACUUUGGCCAAAGCAUAGACAUGACCCUUUUCCCUGAUGGGACAGUGUUCACUGGAAAGUGUGAAACAUCUGGAUUUCAGUGUAUUGAAAUGAUGACUCACAAGCCAUGGAAUUACCAGACAGACUAUUUUGGCAUUGCGGCGACAGUGUACUGCAUGCUCUUUGGCACUUAUAUGAAAGUGAGAAAUGAGCAAGGGAUCUGGAAGCCUGAUGGUGUCUUCAGGAGGAUCCCCAACGCGGAUGUUUGGACUGACCUCUUCUUCACUUUGUUGAACAUCCAGGAUUGCAACCACUUGCCCCGCCUGGGAGACUUGCGGGCAAAACUAAGAGACUUAUUUCUGACAACAUAUGCCAACAAAAUAAUUGCUCUCCGGAAUAGACUUGCAGUGUUGCUUGUUGAAAAUAAGCGUUCAAGAAAGUAAAUCUUAAGACUCCUUGAAUGGCUUUGAUAAGGAUGCCGACAGUAAUUACUUGAUGGUCUAAUCUUGUCCAAGGGGUUAGACUCUUACCUUCUUUUAUAAAACCCUUGUAUAAAUUGG